AUGACUCGUGGCCAGAUGUUUGUCAUCGGGGGCGUCACCCUGCCGUCAGGCCGGAGCGAGACCCUCGGAGGCCCUUCCGCGACCCCCAGAGCUCAGCGGGUUUGCAAGUGUAACAUUAGUCCAGGUGAAUACAACGACUUGCGCCUGGGGGGGGGGAGGCUCCCCCACACUUUCCGGGUGCAGUUCUAUGGCAGCUGGAACAACCAAGCGUCAGCCCUCCACCAGGGGUGCCGAGGAGCGGGGCUGAGGCGCGGCGCCUUGCCCUCCAUCCGAGGGCGUGUCCCGGCCCGGCCCCCCGGCCCCAGCCCCGCCCCCGAGGUGGUAGCGCCGGCCCGGAGGGGGCUCGGGCGGCUCCUGGCUCCCCGGCUCGGGCGGAGGUGGCGGCGCCCCGCCCCGCCCCUGCUCCCGCUCCGCCCGCUCCUGCCCGGGCCCCCGGCCCGGCUCCGGCCCGGCCCGGCCCGGCUCGGGCAGCUCCGGGCGCGGCGGUUCCAGCGCGUGCAGACCCAGACCCGGAGCCCGAGCCCGAGCCGGGAGCCCAGACGCCGAGCCGGGCCGGAGGCCGGGCCGGGCCGAGCCGGGACCGGGCGGGGGCGGCGGCGGCGGCGGGGGCCGCAAGCCAGGGCGGCCCCCGCGCGGCACCCCGGGGCGCAGGUGAGCCGCGCGUUUCCCGCCCCCCGCCGCCGCCGCAUCCCCCGGGGCGGCCCCCGGCGGCCCCCGGGCCGGGCGGGCCGCGCGCUCUGGCCGCUGGUGGCCGGCGCGGCGGGCGGCGGCGCUGGAGCUGGGGCCGGACGAGGCGGGAGCGCGAGCGGGCCGGGCUGGGCGCGCUGCCAGGCCGUGGCCAUCCCCAUGUGCCGCGGCAUCGGCUACAACCUGACCCGCAUGCCCAACCUGCUGGGCCACGAGACGCAGGCCGAGGCGGCGGCCAAGCUGCACGAGUUCGCGCCGCUCGUGGAGUACGGCUGCCACGCGCACCUGCGCUUCUUCCUGUGCUCGCUCUACGCGCCCAUGUGCACCGACCAGGUGUCCGCGCCCAUCCCCGCCUGCCGGCCCAUGUGCGAACAAGCCCGCCGCCGCUGCGCGCCCGUCAUGGAGCAGUUCAGCUUCCCGUGGCCCGACGCCCUGGACUGCGCGCGCCUGCCCACGCCCAACGACCCCCACGCGCUCUGCAUGGAGGCGCCCGGGAACGCCACGGCCGGGCCCGCCGCCGCCUGGGGCCGCCGCGGCGGCCACGCCGGCCACCAGGGCCUGGGCAUGCUGCCCGUGGCGCCGCGCCCUCCCCGGCCCGCGCCGGGCCCCGCGCCCGGCGCCCCCUCCUGCGAGAACCCCGACAAGUUCCAGAUCGUGCAGAGUGCGCGCGCUCUGCUGCGCGCUCGGGUCGAGGUCUUCUGGUCGGGGCGCGACAAGGACUUCGCCCUGGUGUGGAUGGCCGUGUGGUCGGCGCUGUGCUUCUUCUCCACGGCCUUCACCGUGCUCACCUUCCUGCUGGACCCGCACCGCUUCCAGUACCCCGAGCGGCCCAUCAUCUUCCUGUCCAUGUGCUGCAUCACUGCUGGCCUUCUGAUCCGGCCGUGGCGGCGCGGCGUGGCCUGCGACCCGAGGCGGGCCUCAGUGAUCCAGGAGGGCCUGGAGAACACGGGCUGCACGCUGGUCUUCCUGCUGCUCUACUACUUCGGCAUGGCCAGCUCCCUCUGGUGGGUGGUGCUCACCCUCACCUGGUUCCUGGCGGCCGGGAAGAAGUGGGGCCACGAGGCCAUCGAGGCGCACGGGGGCUACUUCCACAUGGCGGCCUGGGGGCUGCCCGCGCUCAAGACCAUCGUCAUCCUCACGCUGCGCAAGGUGGCGGGCGACGAGCUGACGGGGCUGUGCUAUGUGGGCAGCGCCGACGCCAGCGCCCUCACGGGCUUCGUGCUGGUGCCCCUGUCCUGCUACCUGGUGCUGGGGACCAGCUUCCUGCUCACGGGCUUCGUGGCCCUCUUCCACAUCCGCAAGAUCAUGAAGACCGGGGGCACCAACACGGAGAAGCUGGAGAAGCUCAUGGUGAAGAUCGGCGUCUUCUCCAUCCUCUACACCGUGCCCGCCACCUGCGUCAUCGUCUGCUACGUCUACGAGAGGCUGAACAUGGACUUCUGGCGCCUGCGGGCCACGGAGCAGCCCUGCGCCGCCGCCGCGCUCCCCGGGGGGCGCCGGGACUGCUCCCUGCGCGGCGGCUCCGUGCCCACCGUGGCCGUCUUCAUGCUGAAGAUCUUCAUGUCCCUCGUGGUGGGCAUCACCAGCGGCGUCUGGGUCUGGAGCUCCAAGACCUUCCAGACGUGGCAGAGCCUGUGCCACCGGAAACUGGCGGGGGGCCGGGCCAGGGGCAAGGGCUGCGGGGGGCCGGCGGGCUGCGGGCGCGGGCCGCACUGCCACUACAAGGCCCCGGCCGUGGUCCUCCACAUGACCAAGGCGGACCCGUACCUGGAGAACCCCACGCACCUCUAGAGGCGGGGCCCGCCCCCCCUCCCCCGCCGGCGGCCUCCCAGGCCCUCCCCGGCGCACUCGCCGCCUGCCUUCUGGGACAGCUGAAGGGGGCAGGCAGCUGUCGCGGCCGGCGGAGCCCGGGCCUGGGGGACGGAGGGAGGCCGCCGGGAGGGAGGCGCCCCAAAUGGAGGGGACACAGGCGCCCGCGUCCCCAGGCUCCGGAAGCACCCGGGGAUGGAGGGGAGGGCCCAAGGCCGCGAGCCGGGCAGAAGUUUAUUUAAUGAUGUAAUUUAUUGUGAAGUUCCUUUGGAAGCAUGGACUGGAAUAAAGCCCCCUCGCCCCCACCCUGCGUGCCCCGCUUGC
Molecule: messenger RNA, 2820 nt
Organism: Sarcophilus harrisii (Tasmanian devil)
Lineage: Eukaryota; Metazoa; Chordata; Mammalia; Dasyuromorphia; Dasyuridae
Gene: FZD9
Product: frizzled class receptor 9
Biological process (GO): non-canonical Wnt signaling pathway; canonical Wnt signaling pathway
Cellular component (GO): plasma membrane
Molecular function (GO): Wnt-protein binding; Wnt receptor activity
Source: RefSeq, a predicted model, not a curated record